AUGUCAUUAACAUCUGCAACUCCAUUAUUGGCAUUACUCAAGGAAAAUGAUGAUUCCGUAAAAUCAUACGCUUUACAAUCAAUCAACGGAAUCGUAGACCAAGAAUGGCCCGAAGUUUCGAACGACUUGCCCGACAUUGAAGCCUUAUAUGAUGACAGCUCAUUUUCAAAUCGUAAGAUGGCUGCUCUCGUUGCAUCCAAAGUUUAUUACAACUUGGGUGAAUAUGAGCCAGCAGUUAAAUAUGCAUUAGCUGCCGAAGAAUGUUUUGAUAUAGAUGAAAAGACUCAAUUUGUCGAAACCAUUGUUUCAAAGAGCAUUGAAUUAUACAUUGAACUCUCUGGUAAGAAAUUUGAGGAUGAGCAGAAUAAAAGUGAAAUCGACCCAAAAUUGACAUCAAUUUUUGAAAGAAUGUUGGAUAAAUGUAUAAAGGCAACCGAGUUCAAAUUAGCUGUCGGUAUCGCAAUGGAAGGUCUUAGAUUAGAUAUUGUAGAGGCCAUUUUAAGUUCUAGAUUGAAAGAAGACACCGAAUCAAACACUUUAAAAUUGAUAAAUUAUGUCUUAACUGCCGCAACCACAACUGUUUCAAACACUGCCUUCAAAACCAAAAUAUUAGAUCUAUUAUUCAAAAUUUCAAUGGCAAUGGAGUCUAUCGAUUACUAUACUGUCUGUAAAUUAAUUGUUAAUUUAAAUGACUCUAAUUCUGCCGUUGAACUUUUUGAAAAACUAAGAAUAGACGGCAACCAAGAAGUUUCAUACCAAAUCGCAUUUGAUUUAGUCUCUUCAGCAACCCAAGGUCUAUUGACUGCAUUGGCUGCUGAGUUACGUCAAAGAAAAUAUGAUCAGAAAUUAGUACAUAUAUUAUCAGGUGUACCGACCUGUGAUUUCCGCAACACUUUCUUGCUUAAGAAAAGCAACAUUGACGUAGGCCUUUUGAACAAAGCUAAAUCUUCCUUGGAUGGUAAAUAUUCAUUAUUCCACACAGCUGUUAGUGUAGCCAACGGUUUCAUGCAUGCUGGCACAACCGACAACUCAUUCAUUAAAGCUAACCUAUCCUGGCUAGGCAAAGCUCAAAACUGGGCCAAAUUUACUGCUACUGCAUCUUUAGGUGUAAUUCAUAAGGGUAAUUUAGUUGAUGGUAAGAAAGUCAUGGCGCCAUACUUACCUGGUAGUCGCGCAACUUCUCGUUAUAUCAAAGGUGGUUCCUUAUAUGCAUUGGGUUUAAUAUACGCUGGGUUUGGUACAGAUAUUCUUGAUUUCCUAAUUGAAAAUAUUGAUGAAAAUAUGAACUAUAUUGGCGAUGAGGAUAUCGAUAUUCUAAUGCAUGGUGCCUCCCUGGGAUUGGGUUUAGCUGCGAUGGGUGUCGAUGAAAUGGGUGUCAAUGAAUCCCUCAAAGCAGUUCUUUAUAGUGAUCUAGCCAAUUCCGGUGAGGCUGCUGCUUUAGGUUUUGGGUUGAGUAAGCUAGGUACUGGUGAUGAUGAAGAUAUUUUUGCUUUUGCCCAAGAGACUAAGCAUGGUAAUAUCAAGCGUGGUAUUGCUAUGGCAAUGUCACUAAUCAACUAUGGCCGUCAAGAACAAGCAGAUGAAAUCAUUGACAGCAUGUUGAAUAAUGAGGAUCCUCUAAUACGUUACGGUGGUGCUUAUACUGUUGGGUUAGCUUAUGUUGGUACAGGUAAUAACAAAGCUGUCAAGAAAUUAUUACAUUUUGCUGUUUCUGAUUCAAAUGAUGAUGUUAGAAGAGCGGCUGUUACAUCCUUAGGUUUUCUUCUUUUACGUGAUUACACGACCGUUCCAAAAAUUGUCGAAUUAUUAGCAAAUUCACAUAAUCCCCAUGUUCGUUGCGGUACUGCAUUUGCAUUAGGUAUUUCAUGUGCUGGUAAAGCACUUGAUUCUGCAUUAGAUGUUUUGGAACCUUUAAUGAAGGAUCCAGUUGAUUUCGUUCGUCAAGCAGCUAUGAUCGCUUCAUCUAUGAUCAUGAUUCAACAAACCGAAAAAUUGAAUCCAAGAGUAGCUGAGAUUAACAAGACUUUCUUGAAUGUCAUGACUAACAAGCAUCAAGAAGGUUUGGCUAAAUUCGGUGCAUGUGUGGCACAAGGUAUCAUGAAUGCAGGUGGACGUAAUGUUACUAUUCAACUCGAAAAUCCAGAAACUGGUACAUUGGAUGCUAAAUCCAUUGUUGGGUUAGCUAUGUUCUCUCAGUUUUGGUAUUGGUUCCCAUUAUCCCACUUUUUAUCUUUAGCAUUCACACCAACAGUCGCCAUUGCUGUUCGUGGUAGCGAUUUAGCCAUUCCUGAUUUUGAAUUAAAUUGCUACGCCAAGGAGGGCGUUUUCGAUUACAGAAAGAUGUACGAAGAAGAAGCUGACAAAGAAGUUGAAAAGGUCGCUACUGCUGUUUUAUCGACGACAGCAAGAGCUAAAGCUAGAGCAAAGAAGACUAAAAAGGAUACGAAGGCGGAAGAAACGAAAAAGUUAGAGGAAAAAGAGCUAAGUGCAAAGGCAGAAGAACAAAAGCCAACUGAAAAUGACGAAUACUAUAAGAAUAAAUACUCUUCAACACCAUUUAAGCUCGCGAACAUGAGUCGUGUGCUGCCACAGCAAGCCAGAUAUGUUUCGUUUAUCAAGGAUGGCCGUUUUGUUCCAAUUCGUAAAUCGAAGAACACAAGUGGUAUAAUUAUUGUUCAUGACACUAAACCAGAAGAACCUAUUGAAACCAUUGAGACAGUUAGAUCUAGUAAAGAUAUUGAUGCACCACUACCAUCAGAGUUCAUUGUAAAGGAUGAAUUAGAUUUUGACAAAAUAAUAGAUGCCUAA
Molecule: messenger RNA, 2808 nt
Organism: Kazachstania africana CBS 2517
Lineage: Eukaryota; Fungi; Ascomycota; Saccharomycetes; Saccharomycetales; Saccharomycetaceae
Gene: RPN2
Product: proteasome regulatory particle base subunit RPN2
Exons: 1
Coding region: 1-2808 (935 amino acids)
Biological process (GO): proteasome-mediated ubiquitin-dependent protein catabolic process; regulation of protein catabolic process
Cellular component (GO): proteasome regulatory particle, base subcomplex; proteasome complex; proteasome storage granule
Molecular function (GO): enzyme regulator activity
Source: RefSeq, a predicted model, not a curated record